AUGAUGGGCAAGCCAAAGAGGCAAUCUGCCGGCAAGGCUCGACAGCCAGUGUCCUUGAACCCGGAAUCAUUUUCGAAUCUCACAGCCAAGAUCGAGGGAAAACUAGGCAAAGCUGUCAAAGAUAACUCAACCGAUAACAAGAAGCGCAAACACGUCUCCGACGAGCCAUUGGAGAGCUCGCAUCAACGGAAAAAGCACGCCCAUCGUCGCGACAAGUCCACGAGCGGGCGGGACGACAUUACGACCAAGGUGAAGGGCAAGAAAGGCGCGCUCCUCAACCGCGAGGAUCUCCUUGAGGAGAUCAGAGCUUUGGGAGGAGACGAAGAGGACCUGAAGCUCAUCGGAGACAUUGAUUCGGACGACGAGGACGCCGCUGAGGAAGCCAACUCUAUGGCCAAUAUUGACGGAAAGCUUCAGAGUGAGCUUGCUGCUUUCGCAGCCCAGCUCGGCCUCCAGCAACAUCACGAAGCAGCAACAGCCCAGGAUGCAGAAGAAUCCCCGGAGGAGGAGGAGACAGAGGAGGACGAAGCGAGCGAGGCAGAUGAAGUUGGUGAAAGCGACGACCAGUCUGCCCAGGAGGACGCAGCUGCAGAAGUCCAUGCACCGCAACAACCUCCCCGUAAGGAUGUCAAAGAUACGUUCAAGAAGCAGUUCGUGAGCAGCCACCUGACCCAAGUUCCCGUCAUGCAUAUGCUGACCUGUGCCCGCCAGAAAUUCGAACCUCGUGCUGAUUGGCACGGGGCGGAACUGAGCCAGCUCCCAGACCCUACGUCCCCCGAAGUGAAUGGUUUCCUUGGCGUCAUCAGUGCUCUCAAAGCUCAUGCAGUCGCUCUUCUGGAGGCGGAUGCGGCAGCGUACAAUAAGAGCGUCCUGGCAUCAUCCUCUCGAAAGUUCCUCUCCACCAUCAUGUCUUCCGGAACGCUCUCCGACAAAGUCUCUGCUCUCACCUUGGCAAUUCAAGAGUCACCACUGCACAAUGUCAAGGCUUUUGAGUCUCUCCUAGGCCUUGCGUCCAAAAGGAGUCGUGCUCAGGCCAUUGGCGCUCUUGGCGCUCUGGUUGAUCUGCUCGGUCCGGGUCUAGUUCUACCCCCUAAUAGGAGACUGCGUGCCUUUCAGACUCAACCUGGUCUCAUUGGAGUUCUGCAGCGAUCCUCUGUCAAGAAUUGGAACUCCAGCCAAGUCUUACCGGGUCGCUUAACGGAUGCACACCUCAUCCAGUGGGCUUACGAGGAUUGGCUCAAGAUAUCAUACUUCAAGAUCAUCCAGCUCCUUGAGGUCUGGUGCAACGACGAGAUUGAAUACUCUCGCACCCGUUCCAUCGACUUUGUCUACGGCCUGCUCAAGGACAAGCCCGAGCAAGAGACCAAUUUGCUCAGGCUCUUGGUUAACAAAAUGGGCGACAAGGACCGCAAGAUUGCCUCAAGAGUUUCCUACCUUCUUCUUCAGCUUCAGAACACCCACCCCGGAAUGAAGCAGGUUGUGAUCAAGGGCAUAGAGCAGGAAGUUCUACUCCGACCAGGUCAAACUUUCAGGGCCAAGUACCACGCUACGAACACUCUGAACCAGACGAUACUGAGCAACCGCGAAGGUGGCACGGCAGAGGCACUGCUCCGCAUUUAUUUUGAGAUUUUUGUUACUCUUCUCAACAGUUCCGCACUUGGCAAAGCAUCUGCCGAAAGUCAGCAGGAUCGUGCUUCCAAAGAGACUGGCGUUACAACGGAGACAGCCGAUAAGCUGGUUACCGCAGUAUUGACAGGUAUCAACCGCGCUGUGCCGUUCGUGGCCGAGCAAGACCCGAUCCUCGAAUCCCAAAUGGACACUCUUUUCCGAAUUGCGCACUCGACGAACUUCAACACAAGUAUUCAGGCGCUAAUUCUGAUUCAGCAAAUAUCGGUGUCAAGGCACCUGGCUUCCGACAGGUUCUACAGGACGUUGUACGAAUCCUUGCUGGAUCCGCGACUUGCCAACUCCUCUAAACAAGCCCUUUAUUUGAACCUGAUUCUGAAGUCUCUCAAGGCCGAUGUUGACACGAGGCGGAUUAAGGCCUUUGCGAAGAGAAUGUUGCAGAUUCUCAACUUGCACCAGCCUGCUUUCGUCUGUGGCUUGAUAUACGUGGUGUUCCAACUGCGGACUCAGUUCCCCGACCUUAGAGCACUCCUUGAAGAACCAGAGGAUAACGACACAGAAGAGGCGACUAGCCAGCCCUCGGCAGAGGAUCAGAAUGUAUCUGUUUCUAGAGGAAGUGUGUACGAUGGCCGCAAAAGAAACCCAGAACAUAGCAAUGCUCAGAACAGCUGUCUCUGGGAAAUUAUACCACCCCUCACUCACUUCCACCCGUCCGUGUCUCUACUGGCCGCAAGUCUGUUCUCAAAUGAGAAGCAGAUGGCCAAACCCGACCUAGAGAGCCAUAGCUUGAUCAGAUUCCUCGACAAGUUUGUGUACCGCAGCCCGAAGGCGGCAGAGACUGCUAGGGGAGCAUCUAUCAUGCAGCCGGUCCGCAAUCCUGAUUCUGGCAGUAUCUGGCUCGCGAAGAGAACUGGCUCAGGUGCAGCUGCGCCAAUUAAUACGCCUAAGUUCUGGAACAAGAAGGUAGACCAGGUCGCAGCGGAGGAUAUCUUCUUCCACGAAUACUUCAAGCAAGCGGGCAAGAAGGUCGAGGGUGGUAAGAAGAUCACUGAACAAUCGUCAUCUGGACUAGAUGAGGUCAGUGCCGAGGAUGACGCCGAACAAGAGGAUGAGAUUUGGAAGGCCUUAACUGCCUCGCAUCCCGAUGGUCCAAUCGAGAGUGACGAUGACGACCUUGACAUGGAUGGAUUCGACGACAGCGAUGACGAGUCCGAUGGUGGCGUUAUCUUCUCUGACGGCUCCGACGCCGAACUUUCGGAUGGCGACGAAGAUGACGGAGACGACGAAGAUGCUGGCGAACUCCAUGGCGAGGAAGGAGACGACGAUGAGGCGAUGGAGGAUGAGGGUGGCCCCGAGCUGUCUGCAGUACCUGGAGCCGCCGAGGAAACUAGCCAGAAGAGCAAGAGCGCCGCCCGAUCAUCCAGGAGGAAACUCAAGGACUUGCCCAUGUUUGCGUCGGUAGAUGAUUAUGCCGAACUCUUGGCGGCAGAGGAGGAGGACAUGUAA
Messenger RNA from Colletotrichum lupini, 3132 nucleotides. Its product is annotated as CBF/Mak21 family protein. Bases 1 to 3132 code for a protein of 1043 amino acids. The record is from RefSeq and is a predicted model, not a curated record. Gene Ontology annotation, cellular component: nucleus. Lineage: Eukaryota; Fungi; Ascomycota; Sordariomycetes; Glomerellales; Glomerellaceae. The transcript is spliced from 3 exons.